AUGCGCCUCUACCUCUCGCUAUUUCUCCUUCUUCUCACCGCGAGUCUCGUCACUUCUGAGUAUUGGGUGGGGAAGGCGGGAACAACAACAACGACCUGGGACGGCUGCGUACCGGCCUGUGCCUACCAUAAAACCGUGCUAGCCUGCGAUCGGCACAACAAUCCUCUAAUUUGGAACAAAGAAAGAGGCAAGCAGUAUGCCAACGCCUGCUUUCCAAGUGAAGUUCAGGAGUGGUCGGAACACAUCCGGCCUCGCCUUGCUUUCACCUGUGAUUACUUUCAGCCGAGGUUAUCUCGUGACGAAAGAGGUGUUUCGGUUUCGGUGGGCUUCGCGGGCAAUUCCGACCCCGGCAACUGUGGCAGCUGUUUUCGUCUUCAGUGGACCGGAGGCCCGGCAAAAGGCCAAGAAAUGGUAGUCAUGGUCAUCAAUAAUGGUGGCGUCCCUCCUGACGGCUUCGAUCUCUACAUGGCCGGUGGGGGUCCGGGAGAUUACGAUGCUACUGCUCUCAAGUACAACUACAAAGAAAAAGAAAAAAAGCAUUACGAAGGGGGACGACAAAAGGGGGGUACGACUAGCAGGAGCGAUUGCGGAAAGAUCGAUAACCCACAGCUUAAGGCCGGCUGCCUGUGGCGAUACGACUGGGCCAACGAUGGCAGACACGGCCUGUCCCUCAACGAGGCGCCGAUGAAAUACAAAGAGGAGCAAUGCCCAAAGAUCCUGCUCAACAUCGCCGAUGGUAGCUAUGCGCGCUACGUACAGAGGAUAAGACAAGGCUCGUCGGGCGGCUCAAGGUACCGUAAGCCGCAUCCCACAUCCAACGAGCUUCAAAUACGCGAACCUCAAGAGUAAGAAAUCUCGAGCCUACCCUCUCCUACCUAUGACAUCGGCUUGCAGACCUGGCCAUCGCACCGUAUU
This is a messenger RNA of Acaromyces ingoldii, 915 nucleotides long. RefSeq names its product barwin-like endoglucanase. The record is from RefSeq and is a predicted model, not a curated record. Gene Ontology annotation, biological process: carbohydrate metabolic process. Bases 1 to 849 code for a protein of 282 amino acids. Gene Ontology annotation, molecular function: cellulase activity. The transcript has a single exon. NCBI's taxonomy places the organism in Eukaryota, Fungi, Basidiomycota, Exobasidiomycetes, Exobasidiales, Cryptobasidiaceae.